Messenger RNA from Pelobates fuscus (common spadefoot toad), 4828 nucleotides. It is a transcript of the gene SCD, whose product is annotated as stearoyl-CoA desaturase. The coding region runs from base 81 to 1097 and encodes 338 amino acids. Gene Ontology annotation, molecular function: iron ion binding; stearoyl-CoA 9-desaturase activity; palmitoyl-CoA 9-desaturase activity. Lineage: Eukaryota; Metazoa; Chordata; Amphibia; Anura; Pelobatidae. The transcript is spliced from 6 exons. Gene Ontology annotation, biological process: unsaturated fatty acid biosynthetic process; monounsaturated fatty acid biosynthetic process; response to fatty acid. Gene Ontology annotation, cellular component: endoplasmic reticulum membrane. The record is from RefSeq and is a predicted model, not a curated record.
CCAGUCUGUCUUUGAAAGCAAAAUUGACUUUUCACAGUCCUGCAGGAGCAACAUUCACCUGAAGUCUGUUUGUUUUCAAAAUGACCUACAGAGGGAGUCAGUCCUCGGGGACAUGCGUGGAAACCACCAGUAUAAAACCAGAAGAGACCGAUCAAGAUAAAGUCAUUACAGAUGUCAUAUUUGAUAACACCUACGCUGAAAAACCUGGUCCCAAGCCACCUAUGGAAAUCGUUUGGAGAAAUGUUAUUCUGAUGUCUUUGCUGCAUGUAGGAGCUGUAUACGGCAUCUUCCUUGUACCAGCUGCAUCGCUCCCCACAUUGGCUUGGUCAAUUCUGUGUUUCAUGUUGAGCGCUCUGGGAGUGACUGCAGGAGCCCAUCGUCUAUGGAGCCAUCGUUCAUACAAAGCCAAAUUACCUCUACGGAUAUUUUUGGCAAUUUCAAACACAAUGGCUUUCCAGAAUGACAUUUAUGAAUGGGCACGAGAUCAUCGUGGCCACCACAAGUACUCUGAAACAGAUGCAGAUCCACAUAACGCUGCUCGGGGUUUUUUCUUUUCCCACAUUGGAUGGCUCCUUCAAAGAAAACACCCAGAUGUGAUAGAAAAAGGAAAAAGGCUUGAUUUAAGUGAUCUUAGAGCUGAUGGUGUGGUCAUGUUCCAGAGAAGACAUUACAAGAAGUCCAUCUUGGUGAUGUGUUUCAUUGUGCCCACUGUGAUUCCUUGGUACUUUUGGGGUGAAUCAUUUUCGGUGGCCUUCUAUGUCCCAUGCCUGCUGCGCUAUGCAUUAGUCCUUAAUGCGUCAUGGCUUGUGAACAGUGCCGCUCACAUGUUUGGAAACCGACCAUAUGAUAAGAGCAUCAAUCCCAGGGAAAACACUCUAGUUGCAAUUGGAGCCAUAGGUGAAGGUUUCCAUAACUACCAUCAUACUUUCCCAUAUGACUACUCAUCCAGCGAAUUUGGAGUACGGUUAAACCUGACCACAUGCUUUAUAGACCUCAUGUGCCUCUUGGGUUUGGCUACUAACUGCAAGAAGGUAUCUAAAGAAGCCAUCUUGGCUCGGAAAGUGCGCAGCGGUGAUGGAAGCCAUAGGAGUGGCUGAAAUUUAAAAAUGGAAGAAGAAAAAAAAGGAAGAAAAAGAGGAAAUGUGCUAAUAAUUAACAAAUUAAAAAAAACAACAACAACAUAAAAACAAGUGGGAGGCUAAAUAUGAUUACUUUAAUAUAAUCCAACUCAGUGUUAUUUUAAUAGUGUGGUUAAAGUAAUUAUAACCCCACCCUUGGGUGUAUCUUAUAGUUUAUUGCCUCUUUACCCUCCAUUUGCCUUCCCAUGUAUGUCUUCUUCUGAAAUGUUUUAACUUUUACUUGCCUUCUUUGUUUAGUUUGUAUCCUUUGAAUAUUUUUAGUGUUCUUGUUUCUCUGUUGCCUUUUUUGUUCAGCCAUUCAUCUGUCAAUUGCAGUUGAUGCAUAUAUUUCUGGUCUAAACUUGACCUAAACCUACUGUAAAUCUCGUGUUAAAGGGACAGUAAGGCUUCGUCAGAUGUGGCUCUUGUGUUAAUGAAUAUAAUGAGAUAAGUUGAAAUACGUAUGUACGAAUGAUGGAAUAUGCUUGAAUUGCCUUUUACUGCCUUGGUAAGCCCUAAUUUUCAGAAACCAAAUUUAAAAAGUGUGUUAUAUCCACAGCUGAGUUGUGAUAGGCAAAUGAGGCCUUUGAAUAUAUUGAGAAUACUUCAGAAUACAUUGAGGAAAAAUGUAAAAACGUACCAUGGGCAAAAAAAAAGAGAGCAGGCACAUUCCAUCAUUUUUUACAACGCAGUUUGAAUAAUACCGUUUCCUCUCUUUUAUAUACGAUCGAGUUCUUUUUAAGUGUUACUGUCCCUUUAAUCACUUACCAAAACAGCAUCUCUUUCUCUUGAGUUAUUUCACUGACUGCUCUCAGGCGCUCUGCAAAAAAAGGAAAAAAAAUUACCAAUAAGCGAAACUUUUCAAGUGCCAUUUUUAAACAGUUUUUACAUAAGGAAAAAAAAAAGCUAAAGAGUUUUUGUAUCCCAUUUGAUUUGAUUUGCUCUUUCUUGUGCAAAUAGAAAAGGCAGUAGGCAGUUUCUUUGACAGCUUUCAUAUGUUAGCUGUUUGUGCAACCAAUGUUGGACUGAGGUUAGAUGUAAAUAAGUGAAGGAAGACAUUUAAGAAAGAGUAAGCUGUUUUUGAAAUACUGUGGCUGAAUUCUUUUGGAGUUUUUGAGAAUGCUUGUUCUUCUUUCUUUUUAUUUUUUUUCCAACCAACAUUUUUAUUCCAAAUUAAAACAUUUGGAUUCAUUCUUUUUACCCUGUCUGUAUCAUAAGGGAAUUCAGCAGUAGAGAGACUGUGUUUAAUCUCUGAAAUCGGUAGGAUUAUGUUGUGACUUCUUGGCAAAAUUCUACCCAUAAAGUCUUAAUCCCAUGUGUAUGACCCCCUACAAUGAUACUGUGUCAUUUCAUAGAGCAGAAAGAGAGGGCUGCUAGCAUAAUGUAACAACAUUGGCAUAUCCUAUUUAUUUCUUAGAACAGUGUUGUAUAGAUAGUUUUGUUUUGGAGUUGGCAAUUUGCAUAAUUUUAUUUUCAGGAAAAAAUAAUUUCAGAGGCCUUUCCAAGACCGAUAAAGAGUGAAGUGUUUGUUAAAUGCAUUUUUAGCUUUUUUACCUUUGUUUAGGAUGUUCGUAGGAUUUAGAUUUCUUUGAACAGUUGUUUGCGUAGAUGAAGACGAGAGAAUGGUUUGUUUGCAGUCUUAACUGGUAUUAGUACUAUUUAAAUUUGCCAUGGUUACCAAUCAAAUUUAGCACUUUCGACACCAGAGGUUUGAGUUAUGAUGCAAACGGCAGCUCAGUCCUUCUGCACCCAAAGAAUGAAUAUCCACAUGAUAAAUGAAGAGGUAUUCUAUUCUCCUUUACCAAAACUUAUAAAACAGGUAUAUAGCACUUAAUUACCCUGAAGCCUGUUUUUAUUUAUAUUUUGCCGCCCCCUCCCCCUUAUAAAUCUCUCAACAUCAUCAAUUGUUUUCUUAUUGAAUAGCGGUUUUGGUACAUCGUUUUUCAAGUGCCUGCAUUUCCUUUCUAGUUCAUAUAAGCAGACUGAAAAUAUUGCAGUGUUUUGCCCAGUAAAAUUUCAAGUACACCCAUUUGUAAAGUCCAAGCAGGUUAUAUUACAAAGAGCAUCUAAACUAUUAUCUACAUGCAUGUUAAUUAUGUGUCAUGAGAUAUGUCACAGCACAGUGCAUCCUGGCUAAAAUUGGUGUAUGGUAAACUGAGAUUUAAAGGAUCACUUUAGGGUCAGUCCCCCCCCCCCCCCCCCCCCCCACACUUAUAAAAGUUUAAAACUCACCUUAUUUCCAGCACCGCUCUGGUCCCGCUUUGUGACAUCAUCAAAAUAGACGAUUUUUAGCCAAUCUAAUGCUUUCCCACAGGGAAAGCAUUGGAUUGGCUAAAAUUGGCGCGGGGCCAAACGCCAUUUUGGCCAGUCAGGACCUCCUCCUAGAGAUGCAUUGAAUCAGUGUAUCUCUACAAGGAAUAUUCAGCGUCUCCAUGCAGAGCGUGGGGACGCUGAAUGGCAGGGCUGCUUACUGUGCAGCCCUGAGCCAGGAAGCCCCUCCAGUGGCCAUCUAAGGAGUGGCCACUUGGAGGUGUCCCUAGGGGCAAUGUCAACACUGCCUUUUCUCAGGCAGUGUUUACAUGAAAAUGCCUGAAGGGAGCUAUUAUACUCACCAGAACAACUACAUUAAGCUGUAGUUGUUCUGGUGACUAUAGUGUCCCUUUAACAAUAGAUAUUUGAAAAUACAGUUCCUCUUAGACUAUGCCUGGUAUAUUUAGUUUUAAAAACAAUUAAGCUAUAGAUAGAAGAGAGGGUUUCUGCUCAAUAGUGUUAUGUUGUUCCCCAUUUUUGGAGAUAACUCAGUUCUAUUCAGUAAGCAACCAAAACCAAUAUCUAGUGAUGAGUUGAACUUUUCGCAAUAAUGAGAAAAGGAACAUAGAAUACAGACUAUAAUACAGUAUAAGAAUUAUACAGUAAAUAGUCAUUACAGAUUUCAGAUUAGUUCAUCAACCAAAAUAUUUUAAAUCUAGGAUUUAAAUAUUUGUUAUGAUUUAUGCCUGUUUUUGAAGAAAUAGUUCAGUCUUAACCCCUCAAGGACACAUGAUGGUAAUUUUCCGUCAUGCUUGUUUUUCACAUAAGGACACAUUAUGGAAAAUGUCCAUCAUGCAGUGUUUAACCGCCAAGGACUGCUUUCCUGCUGGUAACUGGGAACCACAAGUAUUAUUUGAUUCCUGGGUCUCCCCUCGUUUUUAGUGGCCUAGACUUUCUGAUGAGCUGCAUGCAGUGCUGAAUAUCCGUGAUUUUUAUUAUAUUGGUGCAUAACAAGUUUACAAAAUAAAUAGCUAAAUUACAACGUAUGUCUACAUAAAUGCAAAAAUAAAACAAUAUGAUAAAAUUUGAAAGAAACUGUUGCUAAAGUGACUGAAUAAUAAUGCUCAAAAUAUACCAUUGACCGUAAAAUAGCUGCAUAAAAAGUGUCAAAUUAUGUAAGCAUAUAGCCUGUUAUAUAAAGUCUGUCUGCUUUAUAUAAACAUACUUUUGUGCGACAAUUUAGUUUUCUCUGUUUGCUAUUAAGCUUCUAAGACAAACAUACCAAAUUCUAAAAAUCGAAACAUUGAAAUGUUAUAUUUUGACUAGUAACUACCAAAAAUAAACCAAAAUCCUAUACAUAUUAUAUACUUUUUUAAAUUCAGGACAACUAAAUAAUUUAAUUUUGAAUUACUUUUCUUAAGCUGCACUAAUUGUGCAUAUGUUAUUAUUGUCAAAAUUGU